AUGCCUCCCGAGCAGCGCGGGGGCCGCCUCCGCGCCCUCAGCUUCCUCUGGCUGUGCGCGCUGGUGGAAGCAAAGACCAGAACCUACUACCUCGGGAUUGUGGAAGAGAAUUGGGACUAUGCACCCUCUGGGAAAAAUCUGAUCACAGGGCAAAGCCUCUUAGAGGACAAGUUUGCAAGCGUAUACGCGACAAGAGGAGCCAACCGGAUAGGACGUGUCUACAAAAAGGCCAUUUUUAGGCAAUUCACGGAUGACACUUACUCCCAGGAGAUCCCCAAAGCAGCAUGGCUGGGGUUCCUUGGCCCAGUCCUCAAGGCAGAAGAAGAGGAUGUCUUUAUCAUCCAUCUGAAAAACUUUGCUUCCCGCCCAUAUUCUGUGCACCCACAUGGGGUCUUCUAUGACAAGGACUCUGAAGGAGCACUUUACCCUGAUGGAACUGGCGGUAAAAGCAAAGAGGACGACUUUGUUGUUCCCGGUGGAAAUUACACGUACACAUGGCCAGUAAGGAAAGAUUAUUCCCCAACUUUGGCAGACUCAAACUGCUUGACUUGGAUUUACCAUUCUCACAUUGACACACCAAGAGAUAUUGCAUCUGGUUUAAUUGGGCCUCUGCUGGUGUGUAAAAAAGGAACUGCAGAUGAGACCACAAUAGAAGGGACUGGUGCUGCUAAUGCUUUUGCCCUGAUGUUUAGCAUUGUAGAUGAAAACUUCAGCUGGUACCUCGAUGAGAAUAUAAACACCUUCUGCUUAGAACCAGACACAGUUAACAAAGAGGAUGAAGGUUUCCAGACCAGCAACCGAAUGCAUGCAAUUAACGGUUAUAUAUAUGGCAAUCUCCCCGGCUUGGAGAUGUGUGCUGACACUUCCAUGUCCUGGCACUUGUUUGGCAUGGGGGCAGAGAUAGACAUCCACGCUGCUUAUUUCUACGGGCACACGUUCACCAGCAGAGACCAGAGGGCAGACGUGGUCGGUCUCUUCCCAGCGACAUUCAUCACGGCGGAGAUGACCCCGGGAAGCCCCGGGAGGUGGCUGAUAACCUGCCAGGUCAAUGAGCACCUACGAGGUGGCAUGGAGGCGCUAUACGAUGUUCAGAUCUGCCAGAAAAACCUGUCUCACCCUUCCCCAAUCAGUCAUAAGAGAAGAUACUACAUUGCUGCUGAAGAAGUGCUCUGGAAUUACGGGCCUGACGGUUAUGAUAAAUUCACUGGGCAGGGUUUGAACGCCACUGGCAGUGAAUCUGCAACAUAUUUUACACAAGGGACUGACAGAAUAGGAGGGCAGUACUGGAAAGUUCACUAUGUGGGAUAUACUGACGCAACGUUCAGUAAGAAGACUUGGUCAGAGGACAUGAAGCACCUGGGAAUACUUGGCCCUGUUAUAAAAGCUGAGGUGGGAGAUACAGUACUGGUUACUUUUGCCAACAAAGCCAGAAGAAGCUACAGCAUUAUGGCCCAUGGUGUAAGCUUCAGCAAGCUGUCAGAAGGUGCUCCCUACUUAGAUGGCUACCUGAAGCCAGGAGCCCACGUCAAGCCAGGUGAAACCUUCACGUACAAAUGGAGGGUGCCUGAAAAUGGAGGUCCAACAGAGAGUGACCCCCCGUGCCUGACCUACCUGUACUACUCAGCCACUGAUGCUGUCAAGGACACCAACUCUGGCCUGGUGGGACCUUUGCUGGUCUGUCGGAAGAACACCCUGAAUCACGACGGGACACAGAAAGGAAUAGACAGAGAAUUUUACCUCCUCUUUUCAAUCUUUGAUGAGAAUGACAGCUGGUAUCUGAACAAGAAUAUUGAAGCCUUUACUGGAGACCCAACAAAAGUGGAUGAAAAUGAUGCUGAUUUCAUGGAAUCCAACAAAAUGCAUGCUGUCAAUGGCUACUUGUAUGGCAAUCUGCCAGGCCUGACCAUGUGCAAGAAUGACAAGGUCUCCUGGCACCUCAUUGGGCUGGGCAGUCACUACGACAUGCAUGGGGUUCAUUUCCAAGGAAAUACCAUCGACUUGAGAGGGACAACAAGGGAUGGGCUGGCCUUGUUCCCUCAUUUAUCAGGGACAGCACUAAUGCAGCCAGACCGUGUGGGCACGUUCAAAGUGGUUUGCAGGACUUUUGAUCACUUUGUUGGUGGGAUGAAGCAUCUCUACGAGGUCAGCAGCUGCCGCAGCCCCAGUGGAGCCCAGCAGCAGCGUGGAGCCAUGAGGGUCUAUUACAUUGCUGCAGAGGAGGUGGAAUGGGACUAUGCCUCAAAUAAGAGCUCAGCACCAAAGGUUUACAACAUCAGCAGCUAUGAGGAAAGCUAUGGGCAUGUUUUUCUGGGCCAAGCAGAGGACCUGAUUGGUUCAAAAUACAAGAAGGUUGUUUACAGGGAGUACACAAGUGGCAACUUCACACAGCGCAAAGUGAGGACAGAAGAGGAGGAACACUUGGAAAUCCUGGGGCCACUACUCCAUGCCGAGGUCGGUGACUCCGUACUGAUCGUAUUUAAGAACAAAGCCAGCAGGCCUUACUCAGUAAGUGCACAUGGUAUAGAAGAGGUUGGUUGUGAAGAGCAGCCUGAGACUCCAAUUACCCUCCCUGGGGAAAUAAACACCUACAGGUGGAACGUCCCAGAACGAUCCGGUCCUGGCAAAACAGAUCCAAAUUGUAUCACUUGGGUUUAUUAUUCAACAGCAAAUUUUGUUAAGGACACGUACAGUGGUCUGAUUGGGCCUCUUGUAGUUUGUAGAAAAGGAACUUUAGAUGAAAGAGGUCUGAGGAAAGACAUCGAUCGUGAAUUUACUCUUCUAUUUAUGGUGUUCGAUGAAAAUGAAUCCUGGUAUUUGAAAGAAAAUAUUGAAACAUACCUUCAUAAGAAUCCUGAUGAUUUUAAUUCCACUGAGAACUUUGAAGAUGGCAACAGCAAGCAUGCAAUCAAUGGGAAGAUUUACAACAGUCUCUUGGGUCUAACGAUGAAUGAAGGUGAUAGGACAAACUGGUAUUUGAUAGGAAUGGGCAAUGAAGUGGAUAUCCACACAGUUCACUUCCAUGCACAGACCUUCAUCUUCAAGGUUGAUAAGGACCACAGAGGAGAUGUAUAUGACCUUUUCCCUGGGACUUUCCAGACAGUUGAACUCGUAGCAGAAAACCCUGGGACGUGGCUUCUGCACUGCCACGUGGCCGAUCACAUCCAUGCUGGCAUGGAGACAACCUACACCAUCAAUAAAUCAGGGCGACGAGAGUGGGAAGUUCCUUCAGAAGGAGGACACACAACUGGAACAUACAAUAAAACUACUGCAACAAAUGAAACCACUGGAAAGGAUUAUGACAACAAAGUGGGCAAAUUUUUCGGCAAAACUUUGAGUCCCGGAGAAGCCAGCCUGAUACUCGCAGCUUUUUUUUGCAUUGGACUUGUUCUACUGUCAACAGCAUUAAUCUUCUUCUGCUUCGUCACCCACCAAGGAAAUAGAAUCCAUUACACAGCUCUGGAUGAUAAAAGUGCACUUCUGGCAGAUUCCCUGUAAAUCCCCACUUUUAAUAUCAUUCACAGGCACUCACUGGAUUUCACAACAUAGAACCAUAAAACCUUUAAGUUUGGAGAACACCUCUAAGAUCACUGAGUCCAACCAUAAACCUAACACUGCCAGGCAACAUGCUGCUAAUAAAACUGGAGCAGGGCA
Molecule: messenger RNA, 3651 nt
Organism: Zonotrichia leucophrys gambelii
Lineage: Eukaryota; Metazoa; Chordata; Aves; Passeriformes; Passerellidae
Gene: HEPHL1
Product: hephaestin like 1
Exons: 20
Coding region: 1-3495 (1164 amino acids)
Cellular component (GO): plasma membrane
Molecular function (GO): oxidoreductase activity; signaling receptor activity; copper ion binding
Source: RefSeq, a predicted model, not a curated record